UAAGCUUUGGGGCGUACAUUUCAUGUUGUCAACCUGCAAGCAAUUAAUAGCCCGCAAACCGCGACCACGCUAACUCAUUAAGCUAAACAAAUAGAACUAAAAGUAAAUGCAUUUAAAAUUAUAGUCCUAAUUGUAAGUACAUGGCGAACCGUGAUGUAUUCUCCAAGAUAUUGCCAAAUGUUAAAUUGGCAACCCGAUAUGACGCCGAAGGCAAAGAAGUUCAGGUGGAACGACGUGAAGACUCGGAUGCCGUCGCCAAGGAGCAGGACACAUUUGAUAUGCUCGUAGCAGCCGGAUACUACCGCGCGCGUAUAAAGGGACUAUCGGCCUUCGACAAGGUCGUAGGUGGCAUGACAUGGUGUAUUGAGUGCUGCGACUAUGACGUGGAUGUGGAUUUACUUUUUCACGAAAACCUAACUAUAGGCCAAAAAAUCGCGCUCGUAGAGAAAAUUGUUGCCGUUUUGCCAGAAAUGAGUUGCCCCUUCAGUUUAGAGCCUCAUCAGAUACAGGGCCUGGAGUUUAUUGCUAUUCAUCCUGUUAUACAGUGGCUGGUCAAGACGUCCGUGGAAAAUCGAGAGGAGCGGGGACAGCGCCUAAAGAGGUUCGCAGUUGGUCAAUUUCACAAUCAUUAUCAGUAUAAAACUGAUAAGGACAAUUUAACAAAAAUACGCAAUGCCUCCGUACAUAUUAAAACUAUACAGGACAUCUACUGUCCUAAAAGGCAAUACGAGCGUAAAGAGGCAGCUGGUACAGACGAUCUGCUACGCGUACGUUUAACGCUGUUGGAGUAUGGCGAUAUGGAUUUCUCGUCUAAAACACUAAACGACAGUCAACUGGUAGAUACUGAGCCAAGUAUUGAACAACUACUUAAAAAUCUUUCGGUCACUAAAGAGCACUCGCCUUUGCGGCAGUUAAAACGUAUAGACCUUGAUCCGAGUGCGCGUAAUGCAUUGCACCAGCACUAUGCCGAUUUUAAACUGGAAAUGCAAACCGACCCUAUGGAACUGGCAUCACAAAAUCAACAGAAACGAUUGGAGGCUGCUCAGGUGGCAUUAGAACACAAAAUCAAGCGUUACAAUAGAGAAAAUGAGCAGUUGGCAUUAGCUGCCGAUGAGCAACAAAAGCUAACUUCUGAGCAAGAGCAAAAACUUCAGACGUUAAAAGCGGAGCUCGAGGCACAUAAGCAGACAGAGGCAAAUGCAGAUGUCACGCUCUUAGAAAAGGUGCGCACCCUGCUGCAUCAGCAUGAUGAGUUAAAAAAAGGAGAAACUGAGUUCAAAGAGAAAUGUCGCAAUGAUUUGGCAAACUUGCAGCAAGAAAUUGACGAACUAGAAGCAUUUAAUGCACAGGAGCCGGAGGAGCAAGCCGCUGCCGUAACAAGCGAACAGUUGCGAUUAAAGGAAUUGCGGCUGCAGUUGGCCAAGCGGAAUCGCGGCAUAGUUGCUAUUGAACGAAAAUUGGAUGCAAUACCCGAUCGUACAGAGCUUUCACAGUACCAGCGCCGGUUUCACGAACUCUACAACGAAAUGAGUGCCAAACACUUGGAGACCAAACAAUAUUACACGCUUUACAACACACUUAAUGAUAAGAAGCGGUACCUGGAGAAAGAGCUCUCGCUCCUGAAUUCCAUUUGCGAAGCCUACAACGAAGGCAUGCUGAGCCAGCAUGGUCGGGAAGAUUUUAUCAAGCAAUUCGAAGCAAUCGUCGAUGGAGUUAAGAGUGCUCAUGACAAAGUACGACAUAAGUACAACGAAGAGCGUCUAAAGCGCGAUGAACUCAACGAAGAGCUUCAGUCUCUGCUUGAAUUGCAGCGUCAAUAUGCGGCUGCUGUUAAACAGCUGACGCGUGAGUGCCAGCGCUCCGAGCAACUGCAGCAGCAUUUAAAGUCACUUAAAAAGGCGUAAAAGAAAACUUUGUCUUAUGUAUUUAAAAAGAUUCCAGUUUGUCCAAUUGCUGGUGUCACCAGCUUUUGUUGUAGGUAGUUAAGUAAACCUUGAACUUGUUAUUUUUAAAUACCUUUGCAACUUACUGCUCUAUAUCUACUUGCAUGUUUUUAUGUUGAUCUGCAAGAAAGGCUAUUAUUUUUGUACUCUAAAAUUGGUACCACCAAAUAUGGUAAAUCUGAUUAUUAUGUGUAUUUAGCCGCCAUAAAGACAAUCUCCCACAAGGCGUCAAAAAUUUAUAUUUUAUGUAAAAUUCAAGAAGUUGCAAGGGCAUACAA
Scaptodrosophila lebanonensis is the source of this 2221-nucleotide messenger RNA. RefSeq names its product coiled-coil domain-containing protein 93 (gene fidipidine). The record is from RefSeq and is a predicted model, not a curated record. NCBI's taxonomy places the organism in Eukaryota, Metazoa, Arthropoda, Insecta, Diptera, Drosophilidae. Gene Ontology annotation, biological process: Golgi to plasma membrane transport. The coding region runs from base 141 to 1904 and encodes 587 amino acids. The transcript has 9 exons.